Ylistrum balloti is the source of this 5031-nucleotide messenger RNA. RefSeq names its product sodium/hydrogen exchanger 10-like. Lineage: Eukaryota; Metazoa; Mollusca; Bivalvia; Pectinida; Pectinidae. The record is from RefSeq and is a predicted model, not a curated record. Gene Ontology annotation, molecular function: sodium:proton antiporter activity. Bases 1 to 5031 code for a protein of 1676 amino acids. The transcript has 28 exons. Gene Ontology annotation, cellular component: membrane. Gene Ontology annotation, biological process: proton transmembrane transport.
AUGAACACCACCGUGGAGACGACGACACUUCACUAUGACAACGUCACUGAUCACACCAAGAAGUAUCACGUUGUCGAACAUGAGUCUGCCAUUAUCUUCUUCAUAUUUUGCAGCUGUGCUGUUGGAGUCCUGGUCCGUAGAGUCAUCCAGAGCCUCAAUUUGCGAAUGCCUUACACAGUGGUACUCCUUGUACUUGGAGUAUUGUUUGGGCUUCUAUCUGGUCACGACAAAAGAAUACAUGAGUACGCUGGUGUGGUCAACAUAGAUCCUCAUCUUUUACUCAACAUAUUUUUACCUGUACUCAUCUUUGAAUCUGCCUUUGCGAUGGAGGUGCACACAUUUAUGAAAACAUUCAUUCAGGUUGUCCUGCUUGCUAUACCUGGCCUAGCCCUUGCCUCACUUUUUACCUGUAUCCUGGCUCGUUACCUCUUCACUUAUAACUGGGAUUGGAAUACAGGGAUGAUGUUUGGUGCCAUACUCAGCGCCACAGAUCCAGUGGCAGUGGUGGCAUUGCUCAGAGAUUUAGGAGCUUCUAAAAAGCUGGCUAUGGUGAUUGAGGGAGAAUCUCUCUUAAAUGACGGAGCAGCCAUUGUGUUUUUCCAGAUAUUUUUGAAACUAUCAACUUCAGGAGCAGAGAUAGAUGGAACUAAUGCUGUCAGGAACCAAUGCUGUAAAGAUGUUUGUAAGGAACUAAUGCUGUUUUGGGAGACAAUGGCUUAUAUAGCAAAUACACUGAUUUUUAUCAUUGUUGGAAUGGUAAUAUCUGAAACUGCCAUCUUUGAGAUUCAUGGAAAAGACUGGUUCUUCAUGUUUUCUUUGUAUUUUGGCAUCUUUGUGAUCAGAGGGUUAGUAAUUGCCAUCUUUAGCCCAAUACUGCGACACACAGGUUACGGAAUGUCGUGGCAGGAAGGAAUAAUAAUGACUUGGGGAGGCCUCCGAGGAGCUGUGGGUUUGGCUCUGGCCUUACAAGUGGCUCACCAUGAUGAAAUAGACCAGGAGAGUGUUGGUAUCAGGGUCCUGAUUCAUGUCUCUGGUAUAGUGUUCCUAACUCUGCUGGUAAAUGCCUCGACCACUGGAGCUCUUCUACAAAUCCUUGGGAUGAGCGAUAUCUCACCAGCCAAGAGAAUGGCAAUGGCAAAUUCUCUACGCUAUCUACAUGACAUGAGGGAACGCACUCUCAACAUGCUGAAAACGGACAGGUUUCUGGCAGAUGCUGACUGGGACACAGUGGAGAAGUCUUGUGAGUUAGAGGACCCCUACAAAACUACAGAGGAGGAGGCCCUUGUUGAUGAGUCACUAGACAUGAGAGCCAAUGCUGUUUGCCCGGACUGUGAUUCUCAAUUGCCUGCUACUUACACACGAAAAGAACUGCGUGACAUGACUAAUGAAGCAGUACUACGUAUGCUUAAAGCUGAAAAAAUGAGUUAUUGGCGCCAGUUUGAACAAGGCAUGUUGUCUCGUGAAGCAGUGCGGAAACUCCAGGAGUGUGCAGAUAUUGCAGCUGACAAGAAGGGGAAGUCAUUGGAUGUUGAAGAAAUCAAGAAGAGCUGGGAAGUACCGUCAAUCUACAUGCGAUUUAGGCAAUCAAUCAAGAACUUUAUAAUAGAGGACAGUACAGUUUGUCCAAAACAAUCGGCGAUGAAGCUGCUGUACACCACCUCCAACCACCGCGCCUUCAACAUUACCAUGUAUGUCCUAAUCCUGCUUGAUAUGGUCAACCUCACCUUCGCUCUCCUUAGCCAGUUCCACAUCUACUGGACCGAUAAGGCUUUCAUCUUCAGAGUUAUCAACGUCAUCUUCCUCUCAUUCUAUAUCAUAGAAGCUCUUGUCAGAAUCCUGGUACAGAAAAAACGAUUCCUGAGUAAUUGUUGGCAUAACUUCUGCCUGUCAAUUAUCUUUGUUGGCAUUGUGGAUGUUGUUCUCAGUUUUGCUUUGCCAUCUGUCUACGGAGAAGAUGACAACCUGAUAAGUAUUGUUCUUACAGUGUUUAUCUGUCUGCGUAUUGUCAGGAUCUUCAGAUUUCUCGAGCCAGCCAUGCCAUUGCUUAUGUCUUUGGUGAAGAAUGUUAUCAGUCACCACCUUAGUUACGGCUAUGAUGUGGGAAGGGGUUAUGUAGCCGGCGAGGAGGAAGUUCGAAAACUUGUCGAUCAUAUGGUGGACCAACGCGAAAUAUCCAAAACUCUCAAGCAGGUCAGCGACAAUGGCAGACUGGAUGUUAUCAGGUGUCUGGGUAUGCUACAGAAACAGCACCCUGACAUUGCUCUGUCCAUCAAAACCCGCCAGGCUGUUCGAAGUGUCCUCAACAACCUCAGAGAUGGCAUACAUGAACUUCUAAGUGACGGCAUUAUUGAAGAAACAGAAGGAAUCAAGCUUGAAAAGAUUGUAGAAGAGAAAAUGAAACGACUACAGAGUGCACCACCCAGUCUUCCCCUCCCACCACCAGACAAGAUGCUAAAUAACGUGUUCUGGCUCCGUAAUGAUCAGAAACUCAUCACAUACAUCAAGGAAAAAGCUAAAUUACUGACAUACAACUACGAAGACAUUAUUAUAACAGAGGGAGACCCUCCUGGUGGUAUCUACAUCAUAGUGUCGGGGAUGGUCAGGCUGGAAAAAUUAAUGUCCGACACAGAUCAGGCUCUUGUGUAUCGUCCACCACAACCUGCUGGACAUUCUCUACGUAAGAAACACACCACUCGCCAUUCCAGGCUUGAGUCUACCUCCCAGCCUGGUAAACCAAUUUUGGAUGACCAUCCGUCUGGCUCACAGCUUGAGAUCAAAUCCAACUUGAUUGACUUCCUGACAGCAGGCAAUAUCAUUGGAGAGAUGGGAUUUCUCACAAAGAAACCUCGAUCGGCUACCGUUAUUUGUGAAACUGCAGUACAGCUGCUGUUUAUUAGUUUUGAAGACAUGGAGUAUGCCCUGACUCACUUUAACGACAGCGAUCCCUCCCUUGAGUAUCGAUUAUGGCAUGUUUGUGCCAACCGCAUUGCCACAAAUGUGUUGCUGAAACAGAUGUCCUACCAAGGUUGGACGAAGGAGAAAAUCAAAUUGCGCCUUGAGAACUCCUACCUCCUGGAUUCCGAUGACAUCGAAGUGUUUACUGUUGAUUCCUCUAUGUCAGAUGUCGUACUUGUCAAUGGUUUCGCACAGAAUGCAUUUACACAAGAACAGAUUGUCGGACCAGCAUACAUUCCCUGGACUGUCUUGAAACUUGAAUUACUGCCUGACAAAGGACCCAAGCCUGUGUUAUUGAUUGUUCCUACAGAGGUAGGACAGCCUCAUCAUACUCAGCAUAAGUCGAGCCAUGAUGUGCGACAUGGCCAUGGUGCUUUCAUCUCAUCCAUCUCACAGCUUUGUCUAAAUCAUGCCUCCAAACAUCGCAAAAACGCCGAGUCUAAAUGGAAGCAGGACAUUGCUCGCAAACGGUCAAUACAGAAAGUUCAACAUGCAAAAAGUCUUGGAGUAUUAUUUAGCAAGGGUCGGAUCAAUGAUGACGACAAACGAAAAAGUGUAACGUCAAACGGAAAUAUCAACAGGGAAUGCUACCCACUCGCAGCAAGAGCCUCGACUCCUGGACGAAUGCAAACCAAACCUUUGAGGCGACAACGGGGAAACAAUCUAGAGACAUUAAGGAAUGAAGACGGAGAUGAAGAAAAUGAUGAAGGACACGUCUAUCCACUUUGGAUGCCUAGUUUAGAUAGUGUUCAAGCGUCUUGUGAAACAUGUGGAGCCGAUAGAGAACUCUGUCAAUGUUAUGGAACAAAACACCAACAAAAGAAACUUAGCAAAAGACGCGUUUCCUACCAUGAACCAUCUUGGAGAUAUAGGACAAGUAAUGAAACAGAAGAUAUGGACUACAACAUAGCUCCUACAACCCGCAGACAUAGUACCGCACCAUCAGAUGCUCCCAACAUAAAACAUGUUCCAUCUGACCUUAUUGGUACUUAUCAUAUAAAUUCGGCAUAUCGCAGCUCUGACUCAGUGCUAUCUGAAACGAACCUCUCUUUGGGUAGGAAAUCUCCUUCAAAUUUUUCUUCUAACGAAUCUCAAGGUGGUUCUGGAUACGGACCAUCGAGAGCAACAGUAUCAGGCAAUUACUCUCGAACUUCAAGUACAGAUAUUUGGAGUGACCAGAACAAUGCCAGGUCCCCCUUCGAUGGUAAUGAGCGAUUAUCACCAGGAAGUGUUGAAACAAAAUCAUAUAGUGGUUCCGAUGAUGGUCCAUCUACACAGUUGAACAACGGAUCGUUCGAUAGGCGUAGUACUGCGAGUUUAUCUGGAACAGAUGAGUCGGGUAUAACUCAUUCACGUCUCUCUUCUGAAACACAAAGUAUGGAUAUUGGGUCCUACAAUACACACACCUCAGAUGAAGGUAGACUGACCAGUGCGUCUUGCGAAAGCAGGGAUGAUAAAAUGUCAAUUGGUACUCGAGAAUCUGGAAGUAUAUCUUCUGUCACGCGAGAAACGGUGUCAUCGAGACCAACAAAUUCCGAAAACUCUUCAAUUGGAACGGACGGAUCCUAUAUUUUAACACAAGGGACUUACAGCUCAAAAUCCUUCUCUUCGUCAUCCUCUUCGAUCGCUCUUCCCGAGUCAGAAUCAUCUGUGUCUCCCAGUGAGUUAAAGUGGGGGAAUCAAGAGGGACUGGAAAGACCCGAUGAACCUCUACCGCCUAUUAUUGAUGCCCAACAAAUCAAAGAGAAAAAUAAGCCAGAUGGAGUCUUUGAUAGAGCUGGCAGUGUGGAUGAUGAUUUAAUAUCGAAACCAUUGGCUAAGGAUGGACGUGAUUUUUUAUUGGAGCGAAGGGCAUCCUCUUUGCUUCCAUCAUAUAUCCCCGUGAUGGAAGGAAUUCCAGAGGUAUGUGGAACAGACAGUGUUUCCACCAAUGUUUCAAGGACUUCAUUGAAUGACGGCUGUGACCGGAAUCCUAUGGAGGUAAUCUCCGAGAUCAAUAGAAAUGAUCACCUAGCCACCACUUCCAAUGAUAUGAGCGACAGGGAAUCUAAUAUUACUUUCGAUACCAAAUUUUAG